Molecule: messenger RNA, 714 nt
Organism: Elephantulus edwardii (Cape elephant shrew)
Lineage: Eukaryota; Metazoa; Chordata; Mammalia; Macroscelidea; Macroscelididae
Gene: DCUN1D5
Product: DCN1, defective in cullin neddylation 1, domain containing 5
Exons: 8
Coding region: 1-714 (237 amino acids)
Biological process (GO): protein neddylation; positive regulation of ubiquitin-protein transferase activity
Cellular component (GO): ubiquitin ligase complex
Molecular function (GO): cullin family protein binding; ubiquitin-like protein binding; ubiquitin conjugating enzyme binding
Source: RefSeq, a predicted model, not a curated record
AUGCCGGUGAAGAAGAAGAGAAAAUCCCCCGGGGUGGCAGCGGCAGUAGCGGAAGACGGAAGCCUUAAGAAGUGUAAAAUUUCCAGCUAUUGCAGACCUCAACCUCCUGCUAGACUAAUAAGUGGAGAGGAACAUUUUUCAAGCAAGAAGUGCCUGGCUUGGUUUUAUGAGUAUGCAGGUCCUGAUGAAGUUGUAGGGCCAGAAGGAAUGGAAAAGUUUUGUGAAGACAUUGGUGUUGAACCUGAAAAUAUUAUUAUGUUAGUUUUAGCAUGGAAAUUGGAAGCUGAAAGCAUGGGAUUUUUUACCAAGGAAGAAUGGUUAAAGGGAAUGACUUCAUUACAGUGUGACUGCACAGAAAAGUUACAGAACAAAUUUGAAUUUUUGCGCUCACAAUUGAAUGAUAUUUCAGCUUUUAAGAAUAUCUACAGAUAUGCCUUUGAUUUUGCAAGGGAUAAAGAUCAGAGAAGCCUUGAUAUUGAUACUGCUAAGUCUAUGUUAGCUCUUCUCCUUGGAAGGACAUGGCCACUGUUUUCAGUAUUUUACCAGUACCUGGAGCAAUCAAAGUAUCGUGUCAUGAACAAAGAUCAGUGGUACAAUGUAUUAGAAUUCAGCAGAACGGUCCAUGCAGAUCUUAGUAACUACGAUGAAGAUGGUGCUUGGCCUGUUCUUCUUGAUGAAUUUGUUGAGUGGCAAAAAGUCCGUCAAGCAUCAUAA